AUGGCCAAUCUUACCACAGGGACCAGAUUCCUCCUCCUGGGCUUCUCCGAUGUCCGGGAGCUGCAGCUGGUCCACGCCACGCUCUUCUUCCUGGUCUACCUGGUGGCCCUGGCAGGGAAUCUCCUCAUCGUCGCGAUCACCACCCUCAACCGGCGCCUCUACACCCCCAUGUACUUCUUCCUCAAGCACCUGUCCGUCCUUGACCUGUGCUACAUCUCCGUCACUGUUCCCAAGUCCAUCGCCGACUCCCUGAUGGGGAACAGCUCCAUCUCCUUCUGGGAGUGCGUGUUUCAGGUCUUCUCUUUCGCAAUCCUGGCCAAUGCCGAGAUGGCCUUCCUCACGGUCAUGUCCUUCGACCGCUACGUGGCCAUCUGUCUGCCGCUCCGCUAUGAGGUCCUCCUGAGGAGGCGCGUCUGCCAGCGUCUGGCGGUGGCCGCGUGGUUCAGUGGAGGCCUCUGCGCCAUCCUGCACGUGGCCAACACGUUCUCCCUGCCCUUCUGUGGCUCCAGAACCAUCCGCCAGUUCUUCUGCGACGUCCCCCAGCUGCUGAAGCUUGCCUGCCCUGAGGGGAUUCUGGGAGAAGUAGUGGUCUCCGGCAUCCUGGCCUCACUGGCGUCCCUCUGCUUCAUCGCCAUCCUGCUCUCUUAUGCCCACAUCUUCUCCACGGUGCUAAGGAUGGCAUCCGCUGAGGGUCGGGCCAAAGCCUUCUCUACCUGCCUGCCCCACCUUGGGGUGGCCACCCUGUUCCUCUCGACCAGCGGCUUUGAAUACCUGAAGCCGACGGUGGACUCUGCCUCGGCCCUGGACCUCGGCAUUUCUGUCUUCUACACCGUGGUGCCCCCCACACUAAACCCCGUCAUCUACAGCCUGAGGAAUAGGGAAAUGAAGGCUGCUAUGGCCAGAGUCCUGGGGAGGAAAGGGUCCUUCUGAAUGUAAUCCCUUUGGCCCGGUUGGGAGA
Ornithorhynchus anatinus (platypus) is the source of this 958-nucleotide messenger RNA. RefSeq names its product olfactory receptor 14J1. Gene Ontology annotation, molecular function: G protein-coupled receptor activity; olfactory receptor activity; odorant binding. Gene Ontology annotation, biological process: G protein-coupled receptor signaling pathway. Lineage: Eukaryota; Metazoa; Chordata; Mammalia; Monotremata; Ornithorhynchidae. The transcript has a single exon. The record is from RefSeq and is a predicted model, not a curated record. Gene Ontology annotation, cellular component: membrane. Bases 1 to 930 code for a protein of 309 amino acids.